This is a messenger RNA of Alosa sapidissima (American shad), 2536 nucleotides long. RefSeq names its product chloride anion exchanger-like. Lineage: Eukaryota; Metazoa; Chordata; Actinopteri; Clupeiformes; Clupeidae. Gene Ontology annotation, cellular component: membrane. The coding region runs from base 488 to 2281 and encodes 597 amino acids. Gene Ontology annotation, molecular function: secondary active sulfate transmembrane transporter activity; oxalate transmembrane transporter activity; chloride transmembrane transporter activity. The transcript has 18 exons. The record is from RefSeq and is a predicted model, not a curated record. Gene Ontology annotation, biological process: transmembrane transport.
CCUAAAGGGGGCGUGUCUUCCCAAAAUGCCGCAAGAAAGCUGGGUAAUUUACACUUUCCAACCCGGGCGGUGGAUUUACGAGACAAAUAAAAAGCAGCAUUAGUGCAGCUGCAAACUCCUCCAUUCACUUUUAACACCUACGUCAAUAUUGGCGCCAGACCGAGGCUCGGUUUGUAACUUCUCCGGAAGUAGAUAGAUAUCGCUAUUUGUUUACGGACCUGGAAACACCAUGUCAUGGUACUGCUGCGAGGGAUUCAUGUCGGAAUAAAACUUUCCAUCGGUUUCCAGUGAAUCCUAAAAUACGCCGAGAGUGGAUUGUGAAAAUAAGGAGAGACAUUGGUCCACAUUUUCAGGCUUGGCCUUUUCCCUGCUGGCCUCGUUGCCUGCCAGCUAUGGGCUCUACACAGCCUUCUUCCCCACUAUAGUCUACUUCUUCCUGGGCACCUCCCGGCACAUCUCAGUGGGCUCCUUCCCAGUUCUGAGUCUCAUGGUGGGGCAGGUGGUGACACGUCUGGUGCCGGACACAGGGCCUACAGCCAACAUCACCGGCUUUGAGGGACUCACUCCAAAUGAGCAAAGGGUCCUCGUCGCCUCCUCUGUCACCUUUCUCACCGGACUGAUCCAGUUGGGGAUGGGACUGCUGCAAGCAGGCUUCAUCGUCAUCUACCUGUCGGACACCCUGGUGUCCGGCUUCACCGCGGCUGCAGCCAUCCUCAUCCUGGUGUCGCAGCUGAAGUUCAUCUUGGGUCUCACUGUACCUGGAAUAAGUGGGCCGCUGUCCCUUAUAUAUACACUGGAGAAAAUCUUCUCCCAGAUCACAUCCACCAAUAUCUGUGACCUGGUGAUGUCUAUGGUGAUCAUGCUAGCUGUGUUUGUAGUGAAGGAGAUCAAUGACAAGUACAAGUCAAAGCUUCCGGUGCCAAUACCUAUAGAAGUCAUUAUGACCAUAAUUGCAUGCGGCGUAUCGUAUGGCUUCAACUUCAAGGAGCGGUUCAGGAUAGACGUGGUGGGUCAGAUGGUGAAGGGAUAUGAGUCCCCAAUGCUUCCAAAUGUGGAAGUCAUGGAAUGCAGCAUAGCAGAGGCGAUCCCCAUGGCUGUAGUGGGAUUUGCGGUGGCCUUUUCUGUGGCCAAGGUCUAUGCUGUCAAACAUGACUAUGUCAUUGAUGGAAACCAGGAGCUGGUGGCUUUUGGGGCCAGCAACAUUGUUGGUGCGUUGUUCAGAUCGACUGUGGCGAGUACGGCCCCCUCGAGGACAGCAGUGCAGGAGAGCACAGGAGGGAAGACACAAAUUGCAAGUCUUAUUUCGGCCAUGAUGGCAAUGAUUGUCACUGUGGCGAUCGGGUUCCUGCUCGAACCCUUGCCAAAGUCUGUCCUAGGUGCCUUGGUGAUUGUUAACCUGAAGGGGAUGCUGCUACAGGUGACUGAAGUGCCUUACCUGUGGACGAGAGACCGGCUGGACUGUGUGGUGUGGCUGGGGACGUGCGUGGCGUCCAUCCUGCUGGGGCUGGACCUGGGGCUGGCCGCGGGGCUGGGCAUCGAGCUGUUCACAGUCGUCUUCAGGGCUCAGUUUCCCCGUUGUGCAGUGAUGGCCAACAUCUCGGGCACCGAUCUGUACAGAGACCGCAAGGAUUACCUCUGUAUCUCAGAACCAGAAGGAGUGACGAUCUUCAGAAUCCCCUCGCCCAUAUUCUUUGCCAACAUUGAGUUCUUCAGGACGAAGCUAACGGAAGCUGUGGGGUUCAGUCCUCUAAGAGUGUUAAGGAAGCGGAACAAGGCCUUGAGGAAGAUCCGGAAGAAGGGGUCACUAUUGGUUACAAGGAGAGGAAUUUUGCCCACUGGUUCCUCCCCCAUUGAUGAGUCGGAGGACGAACGCAACAUGGAGGAUCUGGACCUGCCCCCUGAUUACUCCGACCUGCCCGUGGAGGUCAACUGGAACUCCCAGCUCCCUGCCAACUUCUGUGUACCCCCGGUGCCCAUCCACAGCCUCGUCCUGGACUUCGCCGCCGUCUCUUUCCUGGACACGUCUGCCAUGAAAGGCCUCAAAGCCGCAUUAAAAGAAUUCAUACGAGUGGAUGUGGAGGUCUACAUAGUGUCCUGUGAUGUGGAUAUUUUGGACAAACUCUACAGGUCUAAGUUUUUUGACGACGAGAUCAGGAUAUCUAUGUUCUUCCCAACGCUUCACGAUGCCAUGAUGUACGUGCAAAGGAAACAAGACAACACACGCAAGGACGAGCUGAAAGAUGUUUACAUCCAGGCAGAGGUUUCCUCCACCCAGAUCUAGCGAUGAAACUCCUUCCCGUGUCAACAGAUCUCUUUGCAUCAGUUAUUCCAAAAGGUCCAUCCAGUUGUAACUCACUAAUGCAUAAAGUCUUUUUUUUUCUCUGAAAUGCACAUCUGAAAAAAAGCAUGGCAUCAUCUUUUCUCCAACAAUUUUAUAAGCUGUCUCUUUUCCUCAAUUUUGCAUUCAAUAAUACAUACCUUUUUUCACAUUUUUAUAUAAAAAUUAUAGAAACCGUGUUCUUGUUUAUGUGUUCAG